GGAGAACCUGGAGAGAUGUCCAAAUCAUCACGUCUGGUCAAACCUUCCAAGCAGUCCCGAAAGGAACCUCCAGGGAACCGCUCACACAUGCUAGUAGUUGGGGAGAGGUUGAUGAGGGCUGGCAGUGAGGGCAACCUGGUGAGAUCCAGACCACCCCAGCAGCAACAGCAAUCUGACAUCCAAGACCGAACACCUAAAGUGGGUUCCAAUCCAGAGCCAGUGAAAAGCAUCCAAAGCCUGUGCUACCCCGAGAAUGUGGACAGCCACAGCAGAAAGCGAAACAGCGCAGAUGGGAGCGAUCAUUCAGAACCCUGGUCACCCCGCACUGUGCCAAGGAGACACACAGUAGGAGGGCCUCGCACUGCUGGGGACGUCAUGCAAUCCUACAGCAUGGACCACAGGAAAGAGGCCUUUCUUGAACACCUGAAACAGAAGUAUCCCCAUCAUGCCACCAUAAUCAUGGGCCACCAGGAAAGACUCAGAGAGCAGAUCAGAAGCUCUGCACACAGUGUAACCACCCAGUCGGCUGUAGGGGAGCCAGGGGAGAAUCUCUCUUUGGCUUCCCUCCACUCUUUGGAGGCCAUGUCGGAGGGAGAAGCGCCCUCUGCCUUCACACGAGGCAGCCGCUCCCGAGCGAGCCUUCCUGUGGUCAAGUCAACUUACCAGACCAAGGACAGGUCAUUAGGUGUACUUUACCUGCAAUAUGGAGAGGAGACCAAACAGAUCCGAAUGCCCAAAGAGGUGACAAGUGCAGACACCAUCAGGGCCCUGUUUGUCAGUGCCUUCCCUCAGCUCCUCACCAUGAAGACCAUGGAGUCUCCCAGUGUGGCCAUAUACGUCAAAGAUGACAUGAGGAAUAUGUACUAUGAGUUAACUGAUGCCAGGAACAUCACACCACACUCUUGCCUGAAGGUGUAUCACAAAGACCCAGCCCAGGCCUUCAAUCACAACGCAAAAGCCAAUAAUGGAGAUAUUAGGAUUACAAAAGAGAGGCUUUAUAGCAGCAGACAUCAACAGGGAGGCCAAAGCCCAGUGCAUACUCUUCCCCACAGUCCCAUCCAUUCAAUCCAGGGCUCCUUGUCUCCACCUACACCUCGUUCCAUGCCCUCCUCCCCAUCCAGAACCCACUACAGUCACUCUGUUUCCAUGCCGGGUGGCGCUACAUUACCAAGGGACCGUCUGUCCAGCGUUCCCCCCAAUCGCUCCAUCACACACUGUGCUAGUGCCAUCUUGGAGCGGCGUGAUGUAAAACCGGACGAGGAUCUGAGCAGCAAGAGUGUUCCACUGUAUGGAGACCGUCACACUACACCUGAGGCCAGGCUCAGCGUCGCUUCUUCUCAAGGCAGUCAUACUGGAGAUGUCCCAGAUGGGGUGGCAUAUAUCCAGCAUCGCUCUUCUAUCAAGUCUACUGGUGCUUACACAGAGGGUCAAGACCAGCAGCACACCCUCUACAGACAGAAAUCUCGCAAGUACAGCGACAGUCAGAUCACCUCCAUGGGAUCCAAAACUCCGCCUGCUUCCCCCCACAGGGUCAGAAUGAUUGACAUGCAGGGAGUGGCAGUGGAAAGGGCAUCACCAGUUAAAAGGUCUUUCCGUAAGGACAGUAAUGGAACCAUGGAGGUCAUGACCAGGGUGAGAGGCAACUUGGCCUCUCCUGUUUUUGCUGACCUUCCACCCGGUCAUGGGGAAAGGCCAUUUCAAGGACACGUGUCAGCCGGAGAUCCUCAGAGUGAAAGAAUAAAAGCAAUGGAGCAGCAGAUAGCAAGUCUUACUGGACUUGUUCAGAAUGCUCUUUUCAAGGGGACCAAAGAGACAUCAAGUGAGAAAUCGUUGAGGAUGACAUCUCCUGCUCAUAACAUUAAUAAUGAGGGAGUUUGUGCUGUAGACACCCCUUCAGCACAGGCCCCUGUCGGAGACCCUGCUAUAUGCCCCAUUCUCUCAACCUUCAGGAGAAACGUCUCUGACCUAAGACUGCAACUUCACCAACUCAAACAGAUGCAGCUGCAGAAUCAGGAGGCUAUGCGGCUGAUGCUGCGACAGGCAGAGCAGGAGGUCUCUAGAAAAGCUUCAGACACUCUUUUGCACCUUGAAGACCCUGUAAAUAGACAGAGAAUCCAGGUGGAUGAAGAAAGGCACAGAUAUUUGGCAAUGGAGGAGAGGGUUCUCAUUCAGCUCGGAGAGCUGGAGAAAUAUGUGGAGAAGCUCAAGCAAGAAUCCACCUCUGCCACAAGCCAUCGGCCAGUCACUCUAAAGGAUGUGGAGGAAGGGGCGGUCAAUCUACGUAAAGUAGGAGAAGCUUUGGCUUCUCUCAAAGGAGAGUUCCCAGCACUGCAGAUGAAAAUGCGAACAGUGUUGAGGGUGGAGGUGGAGGCGGUGCGCUUCCUGAAAGAGGAGCCUCACAAGAUGGACAGCAUGCUGAAGAGAGUCAAAGCUCUGACUGACACUCUCAGUGGACUGAGAAGAUAUGGUACUGAGAGCCACAACCAUGCUUCUGACGCAGUGUCUGCCAAGGCAGUGACUGCUGAUGCAUUUACCUUUGUGGAGGAGUUUAGAUCAACCCAACCUGUUCGUGAUUCCCCAACCCCACAACCUAGAUCACCCGCCAAAAUUAGCUGCUCAGAGCCCACACCCUCAUCUCCUGUCACUUUGCACCAUGUUCGGAUGGCUCCCGUUACCUCACACCACCACAGCCCCCUGCUCACACCCACCCAUGGCAGGCACUCUCCGACUGUGGCAAAGGUCAGCCCUAGGAGCAGAGAGACUAGCCCUGCUCUGCACAAGAGAGCAGCUCCACAAGACCAGGAAGCCCCACUGGCAACUACUGCCAUCAGGACAACUGUAUCCACAUCUCCACUGCAAGGAGAGGAGAUCACUGUCAACACAAGCUUGCCCAUGCCUGAAGAGGUUUCAGAAAGCACAGCAGAGGGGGUUCAAUCUGCUGGCACAGAAAUGGAAAAGGAAAUGGAUAGGAUCCUUCAGCAAACCCAGGCCAGCCUAUUGAAGGCCAUACCUAACCUGGAGUUGAGCAACCAGGUGGACAACACCCCCUCCCAAACAUCCAACAUCCUGCUGGACGAGGUGGACUCUCCACUCCCUGUGUCUCCAGUCCCUUUUCAAACAGAAGUCACACUGCAAGAUGGAUCUGAAGCAGAAAAACCAGUCCACACCAGUUUGGAGAGACCACAGAAGCCUGCCAUAGAGAAGCCCCACAGGGCCAGUGUUGACAGAGCAAUGUCCAAACCGGAGACGGCAAGCAAAUCACCUCCCCCUCCUCCUCCACGUAGAUUCUACCCCUCUGGAACUGGCCUUACCACAGGACGUUCAGGAGAGGUUAUCUACACCACCCGGAAAGAAUCCACUAGCACUCAGGAAGGCGAAGAAGAGGCCCUGCAGCACAAGCCCUUGCGUGUACCCCCAGAGGUUAAGCCAAAGACCCACAAACCUCCCCCUGUCAACACCUCAACCUUACACGAUGAAGAGGACGAAGGAGAUAAGAUUAUGGCUGAGCUGCAGGUGUUUCAGAAGUGCACAGUUAAAGAUUUACAGCCCAGAUACAUUGUUGAUCUCACAACCCAUGAGCCCUCAGUCAGGGAGAUGGACCCAGUGCUUUCCCUCUCUUACCAUACAAAGCAGAACACCACUCCCCCAUCUGAGGAAGAAGCACUAUCUAAACAUAGGGAAGAUAGUGCAUCAGCUGGCUCCAGGGUUAUGUAUUACAUCACCGGAACAGCAAAGACAUCAAUAGAAAGCACUUCAAGGGGAGAAAACCCAAUGUCCAAGGAAACAACUUGUUCUCCUUCAAAGGUUGCAUCUGUAAAUGCUUCAGUUGACUUAUCUAUAACUUCACUUAAAUCAGUCAAGGAAAUCCAAAGCAAGCUGAGUGGUACUCAGCAGGUGUCACAUGGCCCAGUUAACUCUUUAAAGACUAGCCAUGUAGCUGGAAAAGAGGUAUCGCUCAUUAAACCCAUAGAGCAUAAGACUGAAUCAGUUUUAAAGUCACUAAAGCAGGCAGUACCUGCAAGCGCUGAGAAAUUCACACCUGAUAAGAAGUCAGAGCAGCAGAUAGAUCAUACAUCCUCUGAGCAAAUGUCUUUACCUGUCCAGGAGAGGUCAUUAGGACAGGGACAAAGCAUGACCACUGUUCAAGUUACACUUGUUAGCAAGGGCCCACAAAUUGAUAAACCUCAAAUUCAGUCACCUGUCCAUCAGCCAAACAAUGAUGCUUCAAGGUCAGCACAGCAAAAUGAAAGUAAUGGAAAUGAGCAGCAAGUAAUAAUGAGGUCAGAGGCCAGAUACACAGAGGAGGCCAGUCUAAGCCCAGACCUCCCAGGAGAAGAAGGUCCUCCUCCACCAGAAAACAUUGCCUUCAGGAUCACUAAAACCAAGGUACAGGCUCUGUCAAAUGGAGAGUACCAACAGCUGGUCAACAGCAAGGGCAUGGAUGUCCAGACUGUUAAAGUGGGCUCCGAACCAACCAUAUCUGCCCUGGAUGACUCUGGAUAUGACAGGAAGCCAGUUAUAAUAAUUUUUGACGAGCCUAUGGAUAUCUGUCAGGCCUACAAGCGGCUGUCCACCAUCAUUGAAUGUGAGGAAGAGCUUGAGAGGGUGCUGUCAGAAGAACGAAUUGAUGAGGAAACCGAAGAGGAAGUGGAAGCACUCUCAAAUAGUCAGGUCAGUCAGAUAACACCUAGACAUAAUAUUGUAGACCCAUGCAGGAUGGAGAACUGCGUAAACAAUCAAAGGACUAGUAGUGUUGGUAAUGCAAUGCCUCUACAACAGCAAAGUUUCUUCGAGAGUCGUUCUCGUGAUGUUGAGGAUGAAGACCAGACAGAAUCAUCUAAUGGCACAAAACAAGAUUCAAAAAAGAAAUUCAAGUUUAAGUUCCCCAAGAAGCAGCUUGCAGCUAUCGGCCAGGCCCUUCGCACAGGGAAGAAAAAUGGCAAGAAGACACUGCAGGUGGUCGUGUACGAAGAGGAAGAGGAACCAGAUGGAUCCGUGACUGAGCUCAAAGAAUCCAAGAGGUUUGAGAUCAAGUCCCAUGCAGACUCAAGUUCUCCCACCCCUAGGUCUUUAUCGCAAGGCCAGACCGCCACAUCCAAGACAACCAAAAACAGAACAGAGGAGCUCUGUAAGACCACGUAUCAAACAUUAGAUAGCCUUGAGCAGACCAUUAAGCAGCUUGAAAGCACCAUAAGUGACAUUGGUCCUGCAGUGUCAGCAGAAGUCUCCUGCAAAGACUCAAAGGCAAAAAGAAUUGCCAGUCAAGCAAAACCAGAGGAGGGCAGCCCCACCAAAAGGCCAUCUCCUGUGAAGCCAAAGCCCAACAAGUCUGCCAAACAUAAGAGGCCUAAAAUACAGUCUCCAUCAUCCUCAAGCACUUCCACCUCCUCCAGUUCCUCCAGCUCCAGCAGUCAACAGAAAUCUGGUGACUCCCCUGCUUCAAGUGGGAUUUCCUCGCCCAAAUCACGGCAGCAGUCUGGGAGUGUGGAAAAACCUGGAAAACCCCAAAAGCUCCAGGACUCUCAAAGGCAAUUACGACAGGUAGUUUUACUGUAGGUCUG
This is a messenger RNA of Xyrauchen texanus (razorback sucker), 5561 nucleotides long. Its product is annotated as sickle tail protein homolog. Gene Ontology annotation, cellular component: cytoplasm. The coding region runs from base 16 to 5556 and encodes 1846 amino acids. The record is from RefSeq and is a predicted model, not a curated record. The transcript has 20 exons. Lineage: Eukaryota; Metazoa; Chordata; Actinopteri; Cypriniformes; Catostomidae.